Molecule: messenger RNA, 1275 nt
Organism: Nerophis lumbriciformis (worm pipefish)
Lineage: Eukaryota; Metazoa; Chordata; Actinopteri; Syngnathiformes; Syngnathidae
Source: RefSeq, a predicted model, not a curated record
AUGGCUGUAAGCAGAGGAGGCGUUGCCUUCUGGGUGGGUUGUGUCCGCAUCCAUGGCAGAAGGCAACACAUUGGAAGUUUCAAUAAGCCGCUUGACUUGCAGUGGAUCUACCCAACACGUUGUCUCAGCAGCGCGUCAUGGGCCCUGGCGCCCCCCAACAGCUUGAGAUACCAGACGGUUAAGCGAGCCGUUCCGUCCCAUCCUUCGCAUCACGCCAACCGGGCGAGGGUCGCUUACCACGAGGACGACUGGGAAGACUCGCUCGGCACGUACGUGCUGGUGAGACCGAACGAGUUAGUCGGCGAACACGCCGCGGCCGAGUUCCCGUCGUUCGGUCGGACUCGACUAGCGGAGCUCCUGGCUCCGGGGAAUCGUCACUCCUCGGAGUUUUCCUUCUUAUUGACUACGGUCGACGGCAGCAGAGAGGACGACAUCAGCGUCAGCGGCUUCGGUAGAAGCGACGUACGCCCGCGCGAGAGACGGCACGGAUGUUUUCGAAGCCUGUUCGAAGCGGAGCGCUGCCCGGCGCCCUACACGUACGGCUCUCCGUUUUAUUGUUUCCAUUCCUCGGAAACGGAACGGGUGUCCGCCGGCGGACUGAACUCAAGGCGGGAUGUUGGACUUAAAAGACACGAGAUGGAGGAGGAGAUGCCCCAGCUGCAUCCCGCUUCUUUGUAUAGCCACGAAGCAAGAACAGUGGGAUCACACAACGAAGGUGACAGUGAAGGGGAGCAGAAACUGGCCUUGGCGUAUGAAAGACUGAGGACUGAGCUUCCAAAUUUCUUCCGUAAGAAGCACGACUACACCAUGUACUCCCACGAUCUUGAAUUUAUCAACGGUCUUCUCAAUACCAAGACAAGAGGCCGUGCCAUCUACCAAUUCACUCUGUCGCUGUGGCGCCUCCUGUGUCUGUUCUACUUCGCCGAUGCCCGGUUAGAGGUGCUUAAACUGACAAAGCACAUGGAAGAUGGGACCAUUAAGGCUCGCUGGAGGCUCAAGGGCCUUCCUUUCCUUACUCUCAUGCUACGCUUCUACCGCAAAGACAAAUCCCACCUGUACAGGUCCUAUGAUGCUUUCUCCACAUUCUACAUAGGACACGAUGGACUUAUCCACUGUCAUAAAGUUGAAAAGGUGAUGCCGGCGCCGCCCCCAGUCGUGCCCAGAGUCACGUCUCUCCUGGCCAGCGCUUUAGUGGCUCUGGGGUUGGAGGAGAACAGACCCGCACUCAACCUGCUGCCGCUCCUCCUGUCUUCGCUGCGGCAGGUCCGAGACUGA